Cloeon dipterum is the source of this 2297-nucleotide messenger RNA. It is a transcript of the gene Epp, whose product is annotated as Ecdysteroid phosphate phosphatase. The transcript has 10 exons. The record is from RefSeq and is a predicted model, not a curated record. Gene Ontology annotation, molecular function: protein binding. The coding region runs from base 3 to 2033 and encodes 676 amino acids. Lineage: Eukaryota; Metazoa; Arthropoda; Insecta; Ephemeroptera; Baetidae.
UGAUGAGAGUGGUGGGGGGUGGGACAUCAAGCAUGGCAGCCUUGCCACCUCGCAAAAAUGCAACCCCAACGAAAAUAAUGAAAACACACCUCUCCCCGUUGCAAACCCUCUUGCAAAUGGGGUUUCAAAAAAACAGGGCUGAAAAAGCUUUGGCAGCAACAGGUAACCGGAGUGUCCAGUUGGCUUCAGACUGGUUGCUCGCUCACGUGCAUGACCCUUUGCUCGAUGACAUCAGUCCCCGAGAGUACAUCCUGUACCUCUGUCCAACUGGUCCGCUCUUAGAAGAGCUAGAAGGCUUCUGGGAAAAAUCCCUUGCCGAGUGUGGCUGGAAUGGCGCGCACAAUUUCAUGCCUCAUAUCACCCUUGAGUCAUUCUUCAAGGUCCAUGACGAGGACGCCCCAGAAAUUAUUCAAACCCUGAAAGAUCUGAUUGAUCGACACCCUCUGUUAGAAAUAGGAGAGAAAAUGAAGCUAGAGUCAUACACAUCACAAAAUUUUAUGGGCUUCUUUGUUACUGAGGAAGCAGGAAACAAGUUGAAACGCUUAGCAAAGCAAUUUGUUCAAAAUGUGUCAAAUACUGGUGCGUGCGAACCAAGCUAUUUUGUAUGGUGUGUAAUAAAUAUCAAUAUUAUUUCAGCUGUGUUUAUUGAGCCUCAUGUGAAAUCUCUGCAUUUGACCUUGGCAUAUCAAUUUCAGUCUAAUCAGUUUGUUGGUCUGCAAGAGUUGGUCGAAGAUUUGACACCUACUUUGCCUUCUUGUUGGGAAUUGCGUCUGUACUCUCGGGAUCCUAGGAUUGCUGGUCACCAGGUUCACAAAGUGCUUUAUUCACACAUUCCGAGAGAGCCAGAUGAAUUGGAACUGAGGAUAGGGGACUACAUUUAUUUAAGUGCAGAGAAUAUUGCAACAAGUUCUGACGGAUGGGUGGAGGGAGUUUCUUGGCUCACAGGUUGCACGGGCUACUUGCCACUGAACUACACUGAAAGGACUGCUGAGUCAGACGCUUGGACUCUUCACAGAUCUAUACCACUGUAUGAUACCAAGGAAUUGGUUGAUUCUGAAAUUGAGAUUAUUGCACCCAAAAGACUGAAUCCAGCUAUCAAAAUGUCAGUAGAGCUGCUGUCAGAAAAUGAAAUAGUGCCACGUGAGGAAAAGAAGCUGUAUGAAAAUAUAGACUUCACUGGCAAACCUGCUACGGAGGUGAAAGAAAAUGGCAUUGCAACGGAAUUGGGGCCUCGUCAGAUUUACAUCUCCAGACACGGUGAGAGAGUAGACUUCACCUUUGGAACGUGGAUUCCAUACUGUUUUGACGAAUCUGGUGGUUAUCUGAGGAAAGAUUUAAACAUGCCCCUGAGUGUUCCUAAAAGGCAAACCGGCCCGCAAGGCUUUGCGAAAGACUGCCCACUGACCAGAGUCGGUGAAUUGCAAGCCUUUUUGGUUGGUGAAGCCAUGAGAGAUGCAAAAGUGCAAAUCCACCAUGUUUACUGCUCACCCUCCCUCCGUUGCAUUCAGACUUGUACUGGGAUCCUCAAAGGACUUGGAAACACUUCAUUGAAAAUCAACAUUGAGCCUGCUCUGUUUGAGUGGCUGGGAUGGUAUUCUGAAUCAACACCGAUCUGGCUGACUAGUGAGGAACUAUUGAAAGCAGGCUUUCGUAUCAACCUUGACUACAAGCCAAUGGUCUGUGGAGAAGAAUUGCUCAGCAAGGGAGAAUCUUGCGAACAGUACUACAUUAGAAGCUACUUCUUCACUGAAAAAGUGAUUAAGGACACUUCAGAGAAAGGAGGGAAUGUUCUGCUUGUGGGCCACGCAGCAACUUUGGACACAUGCUCAAGGCAGGUGAUGGGUGGCUCGCCACUGGCCGUCCAGGAAAUGCAGGGCAUGCUCAAGAAAAUCCCCUACUGCAGUACCACCAUGAUGGAGCAUGGUGAGGACAACCAGUGGCGACUGAAAGACACGCCGUUCCCACCGAUCACACACUCAAACAACAUACGAUUUGACUGGCGAAUCUUGCAAAGCAUCCAGAGUAAACAAUAGCUAACACUCCUACCCCUGUUAUAAGGGCCAACCAAAUACACAUACUGGACAACCAAACCAAACUGAUUAAAUCGGGUAUAGCAAGGCAAGCCUUCCUAGUUACAUAUUUAAUGGAUAAAGCGCGACUUUAAAAGUAUUGCGGAGCUUUACUUAAAAAUAUUUAUUGUGUGUAUUUAUAUUAUGUUAUCCACCUCAUAUGGGUAUUAUUAUUAUUUGUUAUUCAUUUCAACAAUAAAAAAUGUCACAAAAGAGCAACAAAACCAA